AGGAAGUGCUUUGUCGGGCAUUUCAAACUGUUAGAGUAGAGUGACAGAACUGCGAUUUCUGUCUUCACCAUGGUUUGCUGUGCUGCAUGGGGAUGCUCCAAUCGCUCAGAGAAAGGUGUGCGAAUGUAUGGCUUCCCCACUGACAUGGAGAGGAGAAAAAAAUGGUUGGCUCAAGUCAGCAGGAGCAAUCUAAAUAUAAAUAAAAAUUACAACAACAAAAAAAUCUGUGAGGCACAUUUUGAGGCAAACCAAUUUGUCAUGACAAAAAAAUUCAAGAGAAGGCUGAGACCAGAUGCUAUUCCCACCAUCUUUGUGCAUCGUCCUGUGGUCAAAAUGAGGAGGGCCCCUGCACCACGAUGCACCCCUAGACCUGUAAACAUACAGCACAUCGCUGCUGAUCACAGCUAUAGUAUUACAGUUUCAAAGGUUGAGGAAAUAAAGGAUGAGGACACUCAGAGAAGGGAAAGUGACAGUGAAGAAAUAGAGGACAUGGCUAGAGAGGAGAGACAGGGACAGGUGACACUACCCAGUCAGCCAGCAGCCAGUCAGCAUAAGGCAUCAGUAGAAGAUUUUAACAGAGCUAAGGAUCAGCUUGGCACCUUGAAGGAGGACCCUGGAAAUCUGGUCAAACUCAAGAUCUAUGCGCUCUUCAAACAGGCCACUCAGGGUCCCUGCAACACCCCUAAACCUGGCAUGCUUGACUUUGUGAAUAAAGCAAAAUGGGAUUCCUGGAAGAGUCUAGGGUCUGUGUCACAGGAAGAGGCCAGGCAGCAGUAUGUGGAGCUCAUCUCAUCUCUGGUUGGAGCUGAAACCCCUGCAGUGGCACCACAAACUUCUGGAGGCACAGAGAGCUUCCAGACCCUGCUGGUCAGCACAGAGAACAACAUCACCACCAUCCGCCUCAAUAGACCUGAGAAGAAAAAUGCCAUCACUGUGGAGAUGUACAAUGAGUUGAUUGAAGCUUUGGAUCUUGCUGGAAAAGAUGAUUCUGUCAUAACAGUGAUGACAGGCAAUGGAGAUUACUACUGCAGUGGCAAUGACCUGAACAACUUCACUAAGAUUCCUAAGGGGGGCGUAGAGGAGAUGGCUAAAAAAGCUGGGGAAUUACGGAGGAGGUAUGUGAAGGCGUACAUUGACUUCCCCAAACCUCUGAUUGCUGUAAUAAAUGGGCCGGCGGUGGGUGUGUCAGUUACGCUGUUGGGGCUUUUUGAUGUUGUUUAUGCCACAGAGAGGGCAACGUUUCACACACCUUUCAGUCAGUUGGGUCAGAGUCCAGACGGCUGCUCUUCAUAUCUGUUUCCUAAAAUAAUGGGUGCAGCAAAGGCCAGUGAGAUGCUGUUAUUUAAUAAGAAGCUGACGGCCGUACAGGCCUGUGAACUGGGGCUGGUGACUGAGGUCUUUCCUGAAAACACAUUUCAGUCUGAGGUGUGGACCAGACUAAAGGCCUACGCCAAACUGCCCAGAAACUCUCUGGCCCUGUCAAAGCAGCUGAUCCGCGGGUUGGAGAAAGAGAAUCUUCACGCAGUGAACGAUGCAGAGGUGGAGAGACUGGUGGAGUGCUGGCUCUCAGACGAGUGUAUGCAGGCCAUCAUGAGCUUCUUCCAGGCCAAGUCCAAACUAUGAGGAUAACACAAAGUUCUACUUAGUGUCUUUAGAAGUAGAAUGCAACAUUCUACCUUUGUUGAACGCAGUUAAUUAAAAGAUAGUCUCCAAAUAAUUCAGGUAAUCUGUAGAGUCCACGAUUGUGUAGGAGUCUGGAAUUCCGCAUGUAAUGUACACAUCAUAUGAGGACAUUUAGCUAUUAUAUUAUGUCCGUUCCAUGUUCCAGAUGAGCACUCAGUAGGUUGUAACACUCAAUUAGUUACUUGUAUAGUUCUGUGACAUUGUGUUUUUCCUGAAUACAGUUUUAACACCUACUUAAAACUAUUUCCCAAAAGCAUUACUGUUUUAUAUCAUAUGACAUACUGUAUAAUGUGUUUGACACAGUGUGUAUGUACAUUAACUAUCAAAAAAUACCAUGGUAUUACCAUGUUUUUUGGACAUGUAAUACCAUGGUCUUUUUGGAAAAUGCAAAAAAUGGUAAUCAUUUUCAUAUCAUGUUAAUGAUCUGUCAUCAAUCAUCAAAUGGUUAUCAUUUAAUCAUACCAUGAUAUACGUCAAAGUACCAUUGUGUUAUUAAUUUGUUCAGUAAUUAAUACAUUUUAAAGCAAUUGCUGUAGCAGUAAUUGCCCCCUUGAUUUGGUUUUCAGUGGAAUUUUUAACUUUUGAGGGCAUAUUUUGUUCUCAACAUAUAUGUAUUGUUUUUAAAAUACUGUUUCAUUCUUUCAUUUGAAAUACUUCAGAUUAAUAAAUUAAUUCAUAGUACUCCAUUUGAAUAAUUCGAUUGAGAAUACAUUCCUUCUAGCUAUAAAAUUAAAUCAACCUUGACUCAUUUUAUGCCAAAAUAUGGAAGUCUGGACAAAGAAUAGAAUAUUCACAUCAAAUAUUACAAAUAAUUUUGUUUAUAAAAUUUGAAUAGAAUUUUGGGUACAUUGUUGUCACUUUUGGUUGCAUUUUUGCCCUGAGUCCCCUUAAUUUCUGACCCUGCUUUGUGUGUUUUGAUUUUAGAAAAGGUGGGUAAAUAUCUUGAACUAAUCUUAACUGUAAUAUUAUGUUAAAUAGAGUAUUGUAUUACAUUUUCUCAGUGUAAAUAUUUAAAUGUUAGGCCUACUAUUACUGUUGGAGCAUAUACUGCAUGUUUGUUUUACCAAAAGGUAACAGCAGAUUUGUUGUAGUUUGAUUGUUAAUAAAGGAAAUGUAAAAAAAAAAUAAAAAAUAAGAAUUGCUCUCAA
Molecule: messenger RNA, 2831 nt
Organism: Xyrauchen texanus (razorback sucker)
Lineage: Eukaryota; Metazoa; Chordata; Actinopteri; Cypriniformes; Catostomidae
Product: enoyl-CoA delta isomerase 2-like
Exons: 12
Coding region: 70-1623 (517 amino acids)
Molecular function (GO): fatty-acyl-CoA binding
Source: RefSeq, a predicted model, not a curated record